AUGGUGUUCAGAAUUUUUAAACAGUUCAAUGAAAAUCUACAGCGAAAAGUACGACGAGCAUUUCUAGCUGAACCAGAUAAAAUGCCACAACGGUGUGCCAUUGUCAUGGCAUCAGUUCUACUUCUGUCGAUUAUUAUUACCUAUAAUACAUUAUAUGAAAGAAAAAAAACUGAAGAAGGUAUUCAACCAGUUACCGUGACAGAGUUAUUUCGAGAACGUAAUGCAAAAAAACGACUUGAACAUUUAGAAUUACAACGAAAUAUUGCCAAAGCACGAGAGAGUGUGAAAACACAGUAG
Messenger RNA from Rotaria socialis, 297 nucleotides. NCBI's taxonomy places the organism in Eukaryota, Metazoa, Rotifera, Eurotatoria, Philodinida, Philodinidae. The record is from the annotation of a GenBank genome assembly.